AUGACCGGGGACCUGAUGGUUGAGGUCCUCGGUCCGGACAUGGCCGCCAAAGCGGACACUUUGGCGGCCAAGAUGAAGGACGUCCUCGCGGGGACUGGCGUCAAGGUCCGCCGUCCCUCGCGUCCCGGGAAUGUCCGGGUGCGGGGGAUCGACGGCACGGUCUCCCGCGAGGAAGUGUUGGCGGUACUUGCCCGGGAGGGCGGCUGUCCGGAGGGAGAGAUCAGGCUGGGCGAACUUCGAGCUCUUCCCUCCGGACAGAAGACGGUGUGGGCGCAGUGCCCUAUGUUGGCAGCCAAGCGGCUG
Messenger RNA from Pseudomyrmex gracilis, 303 nucleotides. RefSeq lists its product as uncharacterized. The record is from RefSeq and is a predicted model, not a curated record. Lineage: Eukaryota; Metazoa; Arthropoda; Insecta; Hymenoptera; Formicidae. The annotation marks the transcript as partial. The transcript has a single exon.